AUGGGUUUCCAUGCCCGAAACAUAUUUAUCGAAUCAUCGUUCCUUGUGCGUACUGCAAAGGAAUGGAACAAGUUGCCGGUGUCAGUUUUUCCGUCCAAUUACGACGUGGGGGCCUUCAAGAAUACAGAUUGCUUCGAAUAUCAAGAACCAAAUGUGAGUGUAACAACUAAGAAGUCGAAAAUACACGUGGAAGCAACUACCUUGAACUAUGCUGUCGAAAAUGGGGACAAAUACAAAAACCGUUUGAUUGGGUCCAAGAAUAAGACCAUACCGUACCAGUAUCCAACAGGACAUGUGUUGCGUGCGGAGCUAUACCAGAACAAAAGCGGCGUGCAUCUCCCAAUGUCGGAGUUCAUGCAUCGCGGCCGCUGUCGCCUCAACGUCACCAAUGACUUCAUGCAGACAGCCGUCGACGCGUUUGCCAUCUUCCUGGAGGGCGAUCUUAAUGACAUUUUAAGACUACCUCCAACAUACGUGCUACAUUCUGCUCGGACCAUCUCGAUGAUGAACAUAGCUCGGGAGAAACUAGCAGCGACCUGGACUGUGGUCAAAGAAAACAAACCCAACGAAGAGAUCACGAUACAGACUUUAGAGCUGUAUCGACCUUUAUUCAAAUACCUUAACGGGAAGGAGAUUGCUAAGCUUAACUUGACUGACAAUCGAAUUUUGACUUAUAUAGGAACACAUGCUGAAUUGAACAGGCACCAAGUCGGCGUUGUAGCAAGUAAAUACAUAAAGCUCAACCGACGAUGGUCCGAACCUAAGUAUCUCAAUUUGAUGAAUAACUUGUUGUGCGGAGUACCGAUGACAUAUAUGCGAAGAAUACCAGAGAAUACCUACCUCCAACUUACUCAUCAGCUAUUUUAUCACAUACGCGCUUGUGAUCCUUUACAGCGGCGGUUUUAUUUAGCUAUGAUGACCAAAAGUCAGGCGCUUGGCAAAUCGUACAGUUGGAACGCGCGUGACGUAUCGCGUUUGGGUCUUCUUUUGGCUGAAGUGGAUGGACCUGACUUGAGUGCUAUUAAUCCAGAAGCAGUAGCCGGGAUAACUGCACACGUAAUGCAGAUAAUGAACGCGCAAAAUUUACUUUAUUUCACUGACUUGCAACUAAAGUAUAUGGGACAGAAACCCUUAAACAUUCUCACUGGUAAACUCAAGUAUUACAAAGAUGGAACGAAAAUCUACAACUCUAAAUUAAAACUAAAAUCCGCCAUUACUCUGCCAUUUUGGUGGCAAAUGGAAACUAUACCGACCAUCCGUACGAUAUCUUGCUUCCAACUACAACAAAAAAAUAUAUUCUGA
Messenger RNA from Papilio machaon (common yellow swallowtail), 1302 nucleotides. RefSeq lists its product as uncharacterized. The coding region runs from base 1 to 1302 and encodes 433 amino acids. The transcript is spliced from 10 exons. The record is from RefSeq and is a predicted model, not a curated record. NCBI's taxonomy places the organism in Eukaryota, Metazoa, Arthropoda, Insecta, Lepidoptera, Papilionidae.